Messenger RNA from Closterium sp. Yama58-4, 2970 nucleotides. The record is from the annotation of a GenBank genome assembly. Lineage: Eukaryota; Viridiplantae; Streptophyta; Zygnematophyceae; Desmidiales; Closteriaceae.
AUGAACUUCAAGGAGCGGCGCGCGUCGUACGUCCUGCAGUUCUACAAGCCGUCGGAUCCCAACAACCCCCGAGAUCUGGGCCACAAGACGUUCGCCGUGGUGGGCGGGCAGGUGGCACUGUACGGCAUGCCGGGCGGCGGCAACACGCCGUCGUGGGUGCGCCUCACCGAAACGGCCAACGCGGGCGAGCGGGCGAUCUACGUCAAUGCCGAUGUGACGCGCUGGGCGCCAGGGAUGACGAUCGCGCUGGCGUCCACGUCAGCAGAUCUCAACGACGCGGAACACCACGUCAUCUCAUCUGUGUCCGUCGUCACGCCCGCGUCAGGACCGGGAAAGAGCGACGGACGGUACAAAAUUAAUCUAAAGACGGCGCUUAAGAAGCGGCACGACGGCGAGAAGAUUUCGGACGGGGUGGGAGGGACGGUGGGGAUUUACGGAGAGGUUGCACUGUUGGAUCGGCAGAUCGUGAUCACGGGGAGUGAUGAGCCCACACCAUAUCAAUACGAUGGUGGCAACUUCAUGGUUUAUAUGACGCCUACAGCGCAAAAAAUCGUGGGAGUUCAGUUUCGAGCUCUCGGAAACCAGGGCGUGUUGGGUAAAUACCCUUUGCAUUUCCACGUGUGCGGGCAAAAGGGCGCGAACCACGUGGUGCGGAAAAACGCGAUCGUUUUCACGAAGCAGCGAUGCAUGGUGAUUCACGCGACGGGUAAUAUGACGAUUGAGGAGAACGUUUCGUACGAAACGAAGGGCCACUGCUACCUGCUGGAGGAGGGGUCGGAAAUGCGAAAUGUGUUCCGGCGAAACCUUGGGAUCAACGCGCGGAAAGUCACCCAAGUCAUCCCCCCGUUAACUUCCAGCCGGCUGGAUUUGCAAACCGACAAGCAGCCGACAACUUUUUGGCUUGCGACGCCCUUCAGCAGCUUCAUUGACAAUGUUGCCGCCGGCUCUGAAGAUUCCGGAUUCUGGCUAGAGGCCAACCCAUACAUGCGGGGUCUGUCCAAGCUUCUACCAGACAUCGGGUCAACAGUGCCCUUCUAUUACAACUGGGGCACGUGGGACGGCAACCAAGCUCACUCCAACGCCCUCUUUGGCUUCCGCACCUAUCCCCAUGGGUCCCGGCCGCACUACCCGUCUCCCACCAAGAAUCCCCGCGUCUCCCUUAAGAACUUCCUCGUUUACCGCAACAAGGCAGGAAUGUUCUUUUUCAACAGCGAGCGACUGAUAGUGGAGAACGGGGUGUUUCUGGACAAUGGCAUCGGCAUCGACUUGAGCUGCAAUGCCGGUGUUCAAGCCAAGGGCUGCCGCUUCAUCGGCCGAACUUCCGACUCCUGCCCGUCCUCCAAUGCGGUCACAACCACAGCCCUUGCCACCACCACCACCACUACCACCACCACCACCAUCACCACUACCCAGGACACAUCCAACGGUUCAGAUGCCUCCAUCCCAUCAAAUGGGACCAUCCCCGACAACAGCGCAGCUGCCCCUGAUAAUUCCACCCCAUCACCCGAGCCCCUUCCCGGCAACGACACCGCUGCUACCACCCCUCCAAACGCUCCAGAUUAUUCCACCCUACCUGGCAAUGACAGCACAGGUGGUGAUGGUGAUGGUGAUGGUGAUGGUGAUGGUGAUGGUGAUGGUGAUGGUGCUGCUGCUCCUUCCAACCCCCCAGACGGCUCCAUUCCCCAAGGUCCCACCACUCUUUGGCAACCCUUCACUCUGGAAGCGUCUCUGGGACCUCUCGACCCGUAUGCUGAUGAUGGCAGCAGCACGGACGGCAGCAGCGGCAGCAAAAGCACCAGCAGCAGCAGCAGCAGCAAGGCUUUUAUAGGCGCUGGAACAGCAGAGCCCAUGGGGCCAUCGCUGCAGGAUCAAGCAGGGUCGUUUUCUGCCCCGAUUGGCAUCGUGCUGAGUCAGAGCAACCCGCAGGACCACCUCUACCCCAACUCUAUCCAAGACAGCUCCUUCCACCGCUUUGGCACGUGCAGCAGCAGCAGCUUUGGGAUCGCUCUUGUGGCCAAUAGGGCGGGCGGAUACUGGAACACUGCCAUGUUCGUUAAGGGCCUUUCCUUAACUUCAGGCACCAACAAGUUCUGGGCCACACCGAAUCCAUCCUCUGGCACUCCGCCCCGGGGGGGUCUGCUGGCGCGCUUCUACGCCAUCCGCGAUCUCGACGGCUCCCUCCUCGGCCAAUCAGGCUACGCCGUUGCCAACUACGACCCGAUCCUGCCGCCCGCCGCCGUCCGGGCGGCAAAGUGCGACUUCAAGAGCGCAUUUUCGGCCUAUUCCUGCACCUCCGUCUGCUACCGAUCAAUCGGGCUGGAGUAUGAUGAGUACGGGGCCAGAGCCAACUCCUACCGGUUGUUCUCCUCCCUGAAAAUCACUCGAAUGGACGACGGUACUUUCGUUCACGCGUACGGAACUGAUAACGAUGACCCGAACGACAAGCCUGCCUCCAGCACGAAAAAAAGGCGCUACUUAACCGCGUCGCUUCUAGCUGGGUACACUUACCGGAUACAGAUUAUUGCCGCUGACACCAACAGCGACUUUUACCCGAGUAAAAUGCAGCUGAACGUGUUUGACUGGCAGGGCUGCUCUGGGGGCGUUCAUGUGGUUAUAGACUCGCCGGAUUUGAGCAGCAAGUGGCGGGCAAACGUGCCUACAGUGCCAUGCGCAGAUGUUAACGAGACGAAGGUUUAUAAGGAGUACGCGUGUGGGGCGGGGAAGUCGAGACUGCGGCUGGAUGUUGGGGCGAGCAGCAGCGGCAAAGCAGCGGUUGUGAUGGAGUUGAAUGAAGGCGUCGGCACUGCUUGCUCGUCAGACUCUGGUUGCUCUACCAUCACUUCUGCUGCUCUGCCGCCCCUCUCCAUAGCGCCUCUCGCUGACAGCGAGUCGGCCUUUUCCUCCACCGACCCGUUCUUUGAUCCGAGCUUCUACGCGGGAGGAGCAGACGACCCCCACACGGUGCUAUGA